UUCGUUCGAGCUUGUAGACGAACUUGAUUCUAAGGGCAUUGAAAUUGAUGAAGGGCAGAACGUACAGUUAUCCUCGAUAAAAUCACCUAAGGUAUGGAACAAAAUAAGUCAUUUACUGCAGGAUAAUUUAAAAAUAAAACGUUCAGUUAGAUACACCCGCUCUCAUUCACUGCCCGGUGAUGAUUCUACACAUCGAGAGGCUGGAGAAUCUCAAAUUUAUUAUGGCCCAGCUGCUCCAAAUACAUUAGCUAAUGAAACCUUACUAAUAACCAAUAAUCGUAGCCGCAGCACUGGUAGACGUAGGAAUACCCAGCUUUCAAAACGCAUUCAGAAAUUACCAAUGCGCAUUAUUCAAAGAGCAACAAGUGCAAUAUCAACAAGUGAUCAGAACACAGAUCAAUAUACAUAUGGAGAUUCACUUAGAGAAGAUAAUAAACAAAAUAAAAACGGACCUUGUCGAUCAAAAUAAACAGCCUCGUGCGGAAGGCAAAACAUAUAAGCGACACAGCCUCAGCCAUUUAAAUUCCGAGAUAGAAAUGGAAUUAAACAUUAAUCAAGCUAAACAACAAAAAAAUACUUCAGAUAAUGAACGCUCAAUAAAUAACUGUUAUGUAGAUUAUAAGUAUGAUGAAUUUCAGAAUAAAAGCAAAAGUUACGGCGAAACAACCCCACAACAUUAUUAUCCUACGAAUUCUGCAAUUGCAGAGUCAAAUAUUUUUGCUAUUGUGGGGAACUUAAAACGAUCAUCAAAUACUAUCUCGCAACUUCCAACUGAUUCUGAUACGAUUGGAGAGCAAAACGACAAUGCGAAUAUUCAGCAACCUGAAAAUGUAGUAAAUCUUAACGAAGUAUAUUCCAUCAAUAAAACAAUAUGUGAAGACCUAAAGACAAGUAGUCAUUUGAUGCAGAACGCACCACCUUCAUUUCGACCUGAUGAUGACAGUGAAAACUGUUCUGAAUUAGUAUUUACAAAAACUUUCGACCCGACUAUAAAAUGUGAAACGUCUACAUCAAUGCCAUUGCCACAACCACCGCUUCUAGUGGCAAUAACAUUUAUAGAGAAAACUUCAGCAGCUACUACAACUUCAAACUCCACAAUUGUGACAAAAAACAGCGCAUCUCAACAACAACAGUCGUUAGACAUUCCAGGCAGUCUUGGAAAUGGCUGUAGAGACGACGAUGACAAUCGUAGUCAACACUCUGGACGUACACUUUCGUCAUCACGUCGCCAGAGCACUGAGGACAGUAUUGACACAGAUGACGAAUAUUUUUGUUAUGAGCUGCGACAACUUGAAGAACUUGAGCGCACAACUGAGACUGAGGAAUCUAUAGUAGUGGCAAGUUCUGAUGUGUAUGACGAUGACGGUGGACAGAGUUGUGAGGGGAGUGCCGUUGAUAAUGCUGUACUUUUUCACAAAUUGAUCAAUUGGCGACUAGCAGCGUAGAAUGCGAUAA
This is a messenger RNA of Drosophila sulfurigaster albostrigata, 1455 nucleotides long. RefSeq lists its product as uncharacterized. The coding region runs from base 408 to 1445 and encodes 345 amino acids. Lineage: Eukaryota; Metazoa; Arthropoda; Insecta; Diptera; Drosophilidae. The record is from RefSeq and is a predicted model, not a curated record. The transcript has a single exon.